AGUGAGCUCUGUGGGCGGAGCUCCGUGUCAGUGUCGGGCUCUUGCUGCCCCCAGCACAGCGCGCUCCGCCGGCUCUGGGACAACAUGGCGCUGAAAAGGAUUCAGAAGGAACUAAUGGAUUUGCAGAGGGAUCCCCCAGCUCAGUGCUCUGCUGGUCCUGUGGGAGAGGAUUUGUUUCACUGGCAGGCGACUAUCAUGGGCCCUAAUGACAGCCCUUUCCAAGGUGGCGUUUUCUUCCUCACCAUUCAUUUUCCCACAGAUUAUCCCUUCAAACCCCCCAAGGUGGCAUUUACAACCAAAAUCUAUCACCCCAACAUUAACAGUAAUGGCAGCAUUUGCCUGGAUAUCCUACGAAGCCAGUGGUCACCGGCUCUUACUGUAUCCAAGGUUCUGCUGUCUAUCUGCUCUCUCCUCUGUGACCCCAACCCAGACGAUCCUUUGGUGCCAGAGAUCGCUCACACAUAUAAAGCAGACCGGGAGAAGUAUAACAGACUAGCACGAGAAUGGACACAGAAAUAUGCAAUGUAACACACUCUAAUAGCACAGCCAGACUGACAGACUGGAGAGGGCAGAGACCCUCCCACUUCUCUUGUUUAUCUUCUUGUGCCAACAUCCCUGCAAUGUUUUUAUACUAUACCGACCAACCAAAAAUAACCCAGCAACUCCAAGGAUGCCCCCUUUCCCCCUCCACAUUCACCUUUACGCAACUUGGCUGAGGAAGAGGCUUACUCCUUCUCACUCCAGAAUCUGCUGCUGUUAGGACACUCUCCUGCCUAUUCUACUUGUAUGCCUGGCUCCAAUAGGUUGAGCACCUCUCCCUUCUGCAUCGAAACCUCCCUGCCCUGAGAUCUGCUUUCAAAGUGCUCAUAUAUCACCUUACCCUCUUCUUUAAAUAACUCAGGACAUGGAUAUUUGUUUGGGAAGGGUCCCAUGAACCUCCCCUUCUGUAGCCCUCCCUUUCCCAGCGUAGCAUGGCUAGUAGCUGCUGUUGCUGGUACAAGAGUCCUCGUGGAAAUUGGAGGAAGAUCAGGUGUCAUCUGAGUUUCCAGGCCAUUCACUUGCCAUAAAGUUGUCUCUCUCGUCCUAUGUCUGUACUGAGCAGAAGAGCCAAGAUGAAUAUGGAAGAACAGUUUGCAAUGCAAUUCGCACAACGUGGCAGUAUUGUUUGCAAUGGCUACACUCCCUGAAUGUCUGUCUGCUGUACAAUCUUUAUAGUCAGAGUGGGGAGAACGGACUCCUGGAACCCCCUAUUCUAUUUUUAAUGAAUGAGCAAGCUCUAUGCUUAUUACACCAAUAACUAUUCAUGGUACCUUGGGGAUGUGCGUCAUCAACACAAUGGUGGUACGCUUAUCUGCCUAGCAUCUCUGUUUACUUGGAUAAGAUUGUGUCAUUAACACUCAUCUGUGUUACUUCUAUCAUCACACUAACUCAUAUCAUUGUGUGCUUAGGAUAUAUUUAACGAUUUGUGUUAAGCAGGUCUCACCCUACCUAAAAUGCUAGCCCCUUUUGUAAAUGAACAGGUUUUGCAUCAUCCAUUGUGAAACUCCCUCACUCUCCUUUUGGAGCAGAAGCUUGCAAGCCGCUCUGUCAGUCCAGUGUUUCUGGUGUACCCACAUGUGGUUGAUACAGCCAUUUUGUUGGCUGUUCGGUUCCGUAGGGGCUGGUGCUGUCAUUGCUGCCUUAGUGAUGUCAUCACUACCUGGGGAAUUGAUAAGGCUGCGUUCUGCUGGUUCAGCCUCCAAGAUGGCUGCCUUGACUGUGUACACUUUAAAUACUUGAGUGCCAGAUGUGCCUUGCAACACGUGACAGGCAGGGGAAUGUUUUGUUCAGCACUGUGAAUUUAGCUUUGCUCCAGUCUACCUCACUGAAUUCUGGGACAAAAUGCCCCCACCCUCCCCCACCACUUAAAUGAACGGUGGCGACUCUACAAUGUUUGCACCGAAGAGCAAAAUGCUGUACUGCAUACAGGGUCUCUCCUUUGUAUCAUACAAGCAUAGUGAAGAGUCUGAACUUGUACGGUCAUUAAUACACACAGCUAAUCAUGAACAUGAUGUGCUGUAUAUUUGCAGAGUAUCUUUAAUAUUAAUAUUACAUUGUUUUACAUUGCUGAGUAUCUACUAAAAACUUGCACUGUGUAUUGAUGCUGAGUGUCUGUAUACAAUGUUUAUGAAUGUGCUGCACUGAAUUAUGUUACUGAGACUCUGUAGCUCCUGGACUCCAGGACACACAUGUAACAGGCUGCAAUUUUCUGGUCCUCCUGGGGUGAUUUUGACGAGGCAGCUACAAGAUUUAAAGCGGCACUUCGUUUUAAAGCAGAACCAGGUUGUUUGUGCUUUAAAACGUGAUGCCACUUUAAAUCUAGCGGCUAUCUCACCAAGAUCACUCCGGGACCAGCAAAUCAUAGCAUUACACAGGCCUGAGUCUGCAUUGGAGAUUUAGUACUAGUUUAAUUGAUGACAAGUGAACAGGACAGUUGCUGAGUAACCAACCAGUGUUCACAUAUGUAGUAAAUGGGGAAAGCAAAUAUGGCUGCUCUGAGACUGUUUGCCCAGGAAAGAGGAUUAAUAGUGGUGUUUGUGCUAUGCUCACUCCAGGUCUACCUUCCUCUAUAACUCGCAGUUCUCCACCUGUGCUUAUUGGGGGAAUAGCGCCCAGGACGUUGCAUAGUGCUAAUCAUUAUACUCUUUCUUGGGUAAACUGGUUUUCCAAGGUUUUUUCUUUUUGGAUUACUACUUUGCAUCCUGUAGUAAAACAAACAAACAAAAAAAACACAAAAAAAAGGACCUGUCCCCAUGUUGCAUACACACAGUGCUAGCAACCACCUUGUCAGCUCACCCAAUGUUAAUGGGAUUGUUCACUAGCAACCAGUACCUCAUAAUUAUUCAUCAGGCAUCAUGAAUAUUAGUCAAGAAGUGCCUCAGUGAUGUCACUGGUUCCCAGCGAAUGAGUAGACUUCAGCCUCAUAAAUAUCAGGUGAGCCCACAAUUUGGCAAUCUGCGCUGUGUGUAGCUGCUCUUUAAAUGAAAUUGAUACCUUGUUCAUCCAUAUCUACAGGAGAAACUGGUCUUGCCCACUUUCAUGAUAUCUCAUAAAAUGUGCUUGAAAAUAAAAUCAGCAAUGUUAGAACAUACCUAGAAGUAAGGGUCACUGCACCUAACUAAUUUAUUUAUUCAUGAUUAUGUUUAUAUUUAAAAAGAAAUCGGUUGUCUUUUCCCCCCCCCUCCAUAAACAGGAAUCUGCAUUAAA
Messenger RNA from Pseudophryne corroboree (corroboree frog), 3246 nucleotides. It is a transcript of the gene UBE2D4, whose product is annotated as ubiquitin conjugating enzyme E2 D4 (putative). Gene Ontology annotation, cellular component: nucleus. Gene Ontology annotation, molecular function: ubiquitin conjugating enzyme activity. The transcript is spliced from 7 exons. Gene Ontology annotation, biological process: protein K48-linked ubiquitination. The coding region runs from base 85 to 528 and encodes 147 amino acids. Lineage: Eukaryota; Metazoa; Chordata; Amphibia; Anura; Myobatrachidae. The record is from RefSeq and is a predicted model, not a curated record.